UAGUGACGUCAUCCGAACAGCAGGCGGCAGCAGAGGCGGGAAUCCAAUGCGGAAGUGGCUCAUACCAGGAAGUCUUUCAGCAACACAACGUCGGUUUCACCAUGAAUCCGCUAACGAAGGUGAAGUUGAUCAACGAGCUGAACGCGCGCGAGGCCGACCUCGGGGUGAACGAGUCCGUCUCCUGGCACACCGAGUACAAAGACAGCGCCUGGAUAUUCAUCGGAGGAUUUCCAUACGAGCUGACCGAAGGUGACAUCAUCUGCGUCUUCUCUCAGUACGGAGAGAUCGUCAACAUCAACCUGGUUCGGGACAAGAAGACGGGGAAGUCCAAAGGUUUCUGCUUCAUCUGCUACGAGGACCAGAGGAGCACCGUCCUCGCUGUGGACAACUUCAACGGCAUCAAGAUUAAAGGUCGGACGAUCCGCGUGGAUCACGUUAAAGACUACCGUCCUCCCAAAGACACAGAGGACAUCGACGAUGUGACCAAACAUCUGAGGGACGAAGGCUGCGCUCCCAAAGUCCACGAGUCCUCCUCCUCCUCCUCAGAGGAAGAGGAGCAGUACGCCGUCCCAGUGAAGAAACCCAAAAAAGACAAGAAAGAGAAGAAAAAGAAGAAGAAAGAGAAAAAGGAGAAGAAGGAAAAGAAGAAGGCCGAGAAGGAGAAAGAGAGGGGGAGUCGGGCGCCGCACUCCUCCUCCUCCUCACCGCCUCUUCCUCCUCCUGUCGUCAGAGUCAAAGAGGAGAGAGAGGACGCCGCCUACGACAAGUACAACCAGAGGGGGGCGCCGCCGGGAGGACAGCAGAACGGACAGAGAGCGAGGGAGGACGAGAGGCUCCGGGGGGAGGAGGAGAGGAGGAGAGAGACAGACAGGGAGAGAGGGGAAGACAGGAGGAGGAAUCGUGAGAGAGAGGGCGACAGGAGGAGAGAGACAGACAGAGAUUAUGAGAGAAAAAGAGAGACAGACAGGGAGAGAGAGAGAGACAGUGAUAGGAGGAGGGAGACAGACAGGGACAGAGAGAGAGACAGCGAUAGGAGGAGGGAGACAGACAGGGACAGAGAGAGAGACAGCGAUAGGAGGAAGGAGACAGACAGGGACAGAGAGAGAGACAGCGAUAGGAGGAGGGAGACAGACAGGGACAGAGAGAGAGACAGACAGGGACAGAGAGAGAGACAGUGAUAGGAGGA
Messenger RNA from Dicentrarchus labrax (European seabass), 1186 nucleotides. It is a transcript of the gene rbmx2, whose product is annotated as RNA binding motif protein X-linked 2. NCBI's taxonomy places the organism in Eukaryota, Metazoa, Chordata, Actinopteri, Moronidae. The record is from RefSeq and is a predicted model, not a curated record. Gene Ontology annotation, molecular function: RNA binding. Gene Ontology annotation, cellular component: U2 snRNP; catalytic step 2 spliceosome; precatalytic spliceosome. The coding region runs from base 102 to 1178 and encodes 358 amino acids. Gene Ontology annotation, biological process: mRNA splicing, via spliceosome. The transcript is spliced from 6 exons.